GUCCAACUAUUGAUUGCAAGACUGGCGAUCCUUUUUGCUGGAGAACUUCCUCUACUCACCAGUGGCUUUAACGAUGGAUCAAUCCUCAAAACUCAGUGAUUCUAAAGAAAAAGAUCGGAUCAGCAAUUUGCCAGACGAAAUUCUUUCUCAUAUAUUGUGUUUUAUGCCCACGAAAUAUGCUGCCCGAACCAGCUUAUUAUCUACCAGAUGGAAAUCCAUUUGGACUUCAGUCCACAUUAUUGACUUAUACAGUAACGAGCAAAGUUCUGGCUUCAUUGAUUUUGUAGACAGACUUCUGCUUCUCCGCAAUUCCCCGAAUUUAAAUAAGUUUCGCCUUCAAUGUCGAUUUGGGUACUAUAAUCCGUAUCGUCUUAAUUCAUGGAUUUGUACCGUAAUCAAGCUUAAUGUGAAAGAGCUUGUUCUUAAUUUCGAAAUUGAUCAGCUUGUUGUUGAGUUGCCUCGAAGCCUAUUUACCUCUGUCAAUCUUGUGGUUUUGAAGUUAGCUGGUGAUGUCUUUUUUCGGUUUCCUAUGCCAGUUUUUUUUGCCAAGUCUCAUGGUCCUCCAUCUUCAUUCAUUGACGUUUCUGGAUGAUGAUUCUUUCCAAAACAUCCUCUCUGGCUGCCCAGUCCUUGAAGAAUUGGACAUACAGAGGACUAAUCAGGGCGAUAACAUAAAGACAUUAUGCAUUUGCUCAUCUACCCUGAAGAAAUUAUGUAUGUAUAACAGCUUCUGUGUAACACGUCUCCAACCUAGUGUCGUGAUUAAAGCCCCAGUUCUCGAAAUCUUUCAGCUUAAUGAUUUUGUGUCCAGUGUUUUUAAUGUGGAUGAACUCCCCUCCUUAGUUAAAGCAAAUUUUACAUUUUAUUUUGAGAAUCGUAGAAGUGAGGAUUACUAAAAUGGUGUAGUUGGGAUGCUUGGAAAGAUUUCUAAUGUGCAGCAUUUGGAAUUAAGCAAUGGCAUCCCCAAGGUGAUUAGCAGUUUAAUGUUAUUAUGGUCAUAAGUUUAUUAAUACUCUUUUAAGUUGAGUUUAAAUUCUCACUUAAAAAAAUAAUAAUAAUAAAAUCUUUUUCAGGUUGUCACUGAAGCUUUUGACUACAAUACACUGUUGUUUCAUAAUUUGACCCAUUUGCGCUUGCAAAUUUGCGAUAUUCAUUGGUCAAUUUUGCUUGACUUGCUUGGCCACAUGCCUAAUUUGAAAGUUUUA
This is a messenger RNA of Camellia sinensis, 1205 nucleotides long. NCBI's taxonomy places the organism in Eukaryota, Viridiplantae, Streptophyta, Magnoliopsida, Ericales, Theaceae. The record is from RefSeq and is a predicted model, not a curated record.